AUGUCGUCGAACCUGCCAUCCCACGCUUCCCCGACCUUCGCACCGCAAGAACCCUCUCCUUCCACUCCGACUGUCGACGAUGACCUCUCGCUCCAUGACGCAAAGGACGCUCCUCCCUCUCUGAACCAGAGAAUCCAGGAUAUCCGGUUCAAUGCCGCAGACCAACCUGGGGGCUCAGAGAGCCCCAGUGGGAGCGCAACCCCCUCUGUCCCGCCAUCGAUCCUGUCCCCCUCCUUCACCCCUCCGCAGACCCCCGGGGGUUCGUUAAACCCUAUCCAACUUUACCAACAAACGCAAUCGACCGCCCAUUCCAAGCCUCCCAAACUCCUCUCCUGUCUCCCCAAGGUGGAAUGUAUUGUUCGCGCACGCAUUCCCACCACCAAUGGCGCCGAGAUGUUUCUCCACUUAUACCACAACGACCUCGACAAUAAAGAACACCUCGCGAUCGUGUUCGGCAACACCAUCCGAAGUCGCAGCUUGGACGCAGUGAGACCGGGGGAGACGGAGAUGGACCGGAUGAUCCGUGGCGCCUAUGUAGGCAAGCUUCACCCUGGUCGAGUCAGCAGCUGGUAUGACGAGACAGGCGCUGCGGAAAGCGUCGGGGGCGCACAGAGCCGGGCCACCUCGUCUGCAGACGGACCCGUAUCAGAUACCCCGGACCUGGCGCGAAGCCAUCCCAGCCAAGCGCCAUUGGUGCGGAUUCACUCGGAAUGUUACACAGGCGAGACGGCGUGGUCGGCUCGUUGCGACUGUGGAGAGCAGCUGGAUGAAGCCGCUCGAUUGAUGUCACUGCCCAUGGAGACGCUUGCCGAGGUCGCCUCCCAGCAGAGUAGGACCGUCCCAUCCAACGCCUCUGGGGGUGUUAUCAUUUACCUACGCCAAGAAGGUCGCGGCAUCGGUCUGGGGGAGAAGUUGAAGGCUUAUAAUUUACAAGAUCUCGGGUCCGACACGGUUGAGGCGAAUCUGCUCUUGCGGCACCCCGCCGAUGCCCGCAGCUACGGUCUCGCCACCGCGAUGCUGGUGGAUCUUGGUCUGGGGGUGGAUGCCAAUCCCCACGGCAUCCGACUGCUCACCAACAAUCCGGAUAAGGUGCGCGCGGUGGAGGGACCCAAUCGGGAGGUGGUAGUGAAGGAGCGGGUUGCGAUGGUGCCGCUGGCGUGGAAGACGGGCGGAAAGAUGGGCAUUAAGAGUUCAGAGGUCGAGGGUUACUUGAGGACAAAGGUGAGGUCUCCCACAAUCCAUGGUGGCAUUGCGUCUGUUCGGAAUCCGCCGUAUCGCCUGAUGUCUUUUGUCUACGUGCCAAGGGCUAACGCGCUCCACAGAUUUCCAAGAUGGGCCACAUGA
Aspergillus terreus NIH2624 is the source of this 1344-nucleotide messenger RNA. Its product is annotated as GTP cyclohydrolase II. Gene Ontology annotation, molecular function: GTP cyclohydrolase II activity. The transcript has a single exon. The record is from RefSeq and is a predicted model, not a curated record. Bases 1 to 1344 code for a protein of 447 amino acids. Lineage: Eukaryota; Fungi; Ascomycota; Eurotiomycetes; Eurotiales; Aspergillaceae. Gene Ontology annotation, biological process: riboflavin biosynthetic process.